Messenger RNA from Ceutorhynchus assimilis (cabbage seed weevil), 881 nucleotides. The record is from the annotation of a GenBank genome assembly. NCBI's taxonomy places the organism in Eukaryota, Metazoa, Arthropoda, Insecta, Coleoptera, Curculionidae.
AUGAGCAAAAAACGUAGUCGUAGAACUUCUUCGACUAGCGAUGAAGAAAUGGAAUUUUGCUCUGCCUCUUUAGAAAAUAAAACCAUUAAAAGUAAAGAUAGCAGACAGGUGAUAGUGGGAUGGCUUUGCAGUCUAAACGGUAAUCCACAUAAGCAAGUUACACUAAAACAGUAUGGUGGCACCCGAAAAUUAGUAGUAAGCAUAGACGGAAGAUACAAUGAUAUAUUAUUAGCGUGCAAGAGUUUUUUUUUCAAAAAUCGUUCGUCAUCAAGAAAAAUAGCAGCUGAGGAGAAAAAAGAAAUAUUUCUUACUGGAGGUGGCAUUCCUAAAAUAAUCAAAAAGGAUCCAUGUCAUGAUGUGGUGUUAUCUAUUAUGAACACCAAAUCAGUGUUUGGAUUAGACAAUGGAGGAUUAGAUAGGGAUGGAAUACGUCCAAAGGAAUGUUUAGGAAACCAAAUCACAGGUGCAGGUGAUACUACUACUGAUACCGUCAUUGAAUUUAAGCACAUGGAUCAAGAGAUCGAAGAUGAUAUGCAAAUCAAUCGAGAAAUCAGUGAUAAUAAUGUACAAGUAGCAGAUGAAAAUGAAAUAAUUUUCCAGAUAGAGGAAUGGGACCAAACAGCUUUAAACAGUACAAAUCCAGAGAAUAACAUCAAUGUAUGUCAUCGAAUUUCGAAACAGAGUAAAAACACACGAAAGAAUAGUGCAUCAAGUGAAAAUAUUGGACAAUCUGCUAACUCAGUUUUGUGAAACGCAUGAUGCUGCAAAUGACAUUGACUACAAAAAAAAUUGUAUUUUACUACACAAAUCAAUGAUUUGAUAUCAAUAUUUUUAAAAAUUUAGUUAUUUUAUUAUCGAAUAUAGGCAUCCUUUCCAAAGUA